AACCGGUUGGACCACGUCAAGACACCUGAAUGAAGAAAUGGAGAACUAGUUUGACCGGGACUGACUUUAAAGCGAAAGAAAAAAUAAAUAAUAAAAGUCAGGCGUUACCGGCGGACUACUAAGUUCAGGUGUUUUAUCGUUUAUGUCAGCGAAAAGCAGCGUUUUUGUUUGUUUGUUUUGAAGAAGUUUCCUUUAGCUUUAAGUGACUAAUUGUUGCGGAGACAUUUCGGUGUCCCAGUUUGGAGGAAGGCUGCGGCAGGACAGACGCACACAUCUGUAAUAACACACACACACGCACACGCACACACACACACACACACACACACACACACACACACUCCGAUACAGCAGCACAAGCUGCGCUGCGCCCGUCACCAUGCCUGUGCGACAGAAAGAUGCCCAGCGGGCCCUGGAGCUGCUCCAGCAGUACCGGGUCAAACUGAACCAGAGACAGCAGAACCAGAGUCGGAGCAAACAGGGUUCUGCAGAGGAGGACCGUCAGCUGACGCAGUCUUUGGACCGAGUCAUCAACGUCUUCCAAAGUCAACUCUUCAGCGCUCUUCUUGAUAUACAGGAGUUCUACGAGGUGACAAUCCUGCAGGACACUCAAUGUUCUGAGAAACUUCCAGCUCCAGCAGAACAAUCACCAGUAAGUCCUUCGAGUCCCUCUGCCUCUGGAGAACCAUCCAAACCUAGCAAGACCAAGUCUAUCAAAUCCACCUCCCUACCUAACCAAGAUGGAGUGCCUACAAAAGCAUCAUCUUCUCCUACAAGACAGCCCAGCAUACCACAGUCUCACCCCGCCAAAGUAAAGUACCGUGCUCCUCCUCCACCAGUCCAACCAGAAAGCUCUAAGUCUGCAGAGCUGGUUAUUUCCAAACCCUCUUCACCCUCUGCUGCCUCGCCUUCCAGUGUUACUGUCAGCAGUGUGGAAACUCCCAAUGUUCCCACUAAACCAUCUCAAAAUGGAACCAACUCGCAUGCCACUGACGCAAAGUCACAGAGUACAACAAACCCAAAAAGCCCAGCUGCCUCUAAAGACCUGAAUCUGGUGACUGUCUCUGCGCUCGUCUCCAGCACCAUCCAGGGUCUUGUGUCACCAACCACUCCAGAUAAAGCUACUCCUACUAGCAUCACUCCAACCAUCAGUCCCAGUCUAAAUACAGGCUCGGGAGCUGGAGUUUUUGCAGCUGCUUCCAUCAAUAAAGAUCCAAGAACGAGCGUCAUCAAUGCAAGUAAAAGUCCAACGAGCCCCAGUCAUAGAAAAUUCUCAUUCGAGAGCAAAAGUCCAACAAGUCCUUCAGCAAAGCAAAGCAAAGGACUUCCUCUUAGUCCAACCAGCCCUGGGCAGGGAAAGGCUACCAGUGAUAGCCCCGGCUACGGACCAACCCGCUCCAAGUCGCCCGCAGCCCCACUGGCCACAAACAGGAAGUAUCGAUAUCAAGAAGAGGAAGGGGCUUCAACAGGUGCCCCAAGACUCCACCAUCACACCUGCCAUCAGCAUCCAAUGGGAAUAGCUGGAGAGAUAACGGAUGGAGAGACCCUGGGGCGGGAUGGAGGGACCCUGGGGAGGGAUGGAGGGACCCUGGGGAGAGAUGGAGGGACCCUGAGGAGGGAUGGAGGGACACUGGGGAGGGAUGGAGGGACUCUAGGAAGAAGUGGAGGGACACUCGGGAGGCAGGGAGGGACGCUAGGCAGGGACAGAGGGACUUGGAGGCGAGGUGGAGGCGGCAUCGGGAGCAUGGAGCGAGAACGGGACCGAUCCCUGGGGAGGGACGGCUCCCUCGUUCACCACGGUGACCUGCGUGGGGCGGAGCUGGUGCAGGUGGCGGAGCGGCAGCUUUCCCAUAUCCAACAUGUCCACGGAUACGUCACUCAUACACACAUCGCACCUACUCAGGUAGAAUCACCCGAGGCACCAUUUGAUGAUGAGGUGUGGCCUCACUCAGAAGGCGAGAGGCUGAAUGAAGUUCCAGCUCCGCCUUUCUCCUCUCUGUAUUCACAAAGCCACUCCUACUAUCAGGCCAACCCCCCUCCAUUGGUGGUCAAUACCGACAGCGUAGACACCCCCCCAUAUGUCAAUGGAACAGAAGCAGACUAUGGGUAUGAGGAAAUCACACUGGAAAGGGGUAACUCAGGACUGGGCUUCAGUAUUGCUGGAGGCACAGAUAACCCCCACAUUGGAGAAGACCCAUCAAUCUUUAUCACCAAAAUCAUCCCGGGGGGAGCUGCAGCCCAAAAUGGACGACUCAGGGUGAAUGACUGCAUAGUCCGGGUGAAUGACACGGACGUCAGGGAGGUGACUCACAGCGGGGCGGUGGAGGCGCUGAAGGAGGCGGGAGGACUGGUCCGGCUCUGCAUACGACGACGGAGGAGCCUCGCUGAGAGGAUCAUGGAUAUUAAGCUGGUCAAAGGGCCAAAAGGUUUAGGGUUCAGCAUAGCAGGCGGUGUUGGAAACCAGCACGUUCCUGGUGACAACAGCAUCUAUGUGACCAAAAUUAUCGAAGGAGGGGCUGCACACAAAGACGGGCGACUACAAAUAGGGGAUAAACUUGUCGCUGUAAAUGCUUCUUGCUUGGAGGAAGUGACUCAUGAAGAGGCAGUUGCGGCACUAAAGUCCACUCCGGACGUCGUGUACCUCCGUGUCUCCAAACACAGCUCCCUUUUCAUUAAUGACAACUUCCCUCCACCCGAUGUCACCAACUCAUAUUCCCCACAUCAGGACAACCACGUUAGUCCGUACAUGAGUGGGAGCCAGUCUGUAAGCCCCGCCCCUCUGACCACGCCCAGAUACUCUCCGCUGCCCAGGAGCCUGACGACAGACGAAGACGUUCCCAGAGAACCCAGGCGAGUGGUUCUGCAGAGGGGAUCCACGGGUCUCGGCUUCAACAUCGUUGGAGGGGAGGACGGUGAGGGGAUCUUCAUCUCCUUCAUCCUGGCUGGAGGUCCAGCCGAUCUAUGUGGCGAGCUCCGAAAAGGAGACCGCAUCCUAUCGGUGAACGGGGUGGACCUGACCAGUGCAACACAUGAGCAGGCAGCUGCAGCUCUAAAGAAUGCUGGACAAACAGUGACUAUUGUAGCUCAGUACAGACCUGAGGAGUACAGUCGAUUCGAGGCUAAGAUCCAUGACCUGAGGGAACAAAUGAUGACCAGCAGCGUCAGCUCCAGCUCCACGUCUCUCCGCUCCACACAGAAACGCACACUUUACAUCAGAGCUCUGUUCGACUACGAUGGAAGUGCUGCAGACCUGAGUGCGCCCAAUCAGGCCCUGCCGUUCGGCUUUGGGGACAUCCUCCAUGUGAGCAGCGCCGGCGAGGAGGAGUGGUGGCCCGCCCGUCACCUCAGCCCUCCGCCCCCAAACUGCCCUGAAGUUGGACUCAUCCCCAGCCGAAGGAGAGCAGAGAAGAAGGAAAGGUCGAGGCUAAAGAUGGUCAGAGUGUCGAGGUCUCAGGACAGAUCGGAUCAAGAGGAUAAAGCUGGCCAGGAGGAGAUCCUCCUUACAUACCAACCUGUUGUGCAGCAGGAAGUCAAUUACACACGGCCAGUCAUCGUGCUUGGACCAAUGAAAGAUCGGGUCAAUGAUGACCUCAUCUCUGAGUUUCCUGAAAAGUUUGGAUCCUGCGUCCCACACACAACACGGCCACGAAGAGACUACGAGGUGGACGGCAGAGAUUAUCACUUCAUGUCCUCGAGAGAGCUGAUGGAGCGAGAGAUUCAGGAACACAAGUUCAUCGAGGCGGGUCAGUACAACAACCACCUCUACGGGACCAGCAUACAGUCUGUCAGAGAGGUCGCCGACAAGGGGAAACACUGCAUCCUGGAUGUUUCUGGGAAUGCCAUAAAGCGUCUCCAGAUGGCGGGCCUCUACCCCAUCGCUAUCCUCCUUAGACCGCGAAAUGUCGACAACAUCCUAGAGAUGAACAAACGUUUGACAGAGGAACAGGCGAGGAAGGCCUUCGACAGAGGCAUCAAACUGGAGCAGGAGUUUGCAGAGUACUUCACUGCAAUAGUCCACGGCUCUUCUUUAGAGGAAAUUUACUCGCAGGUGAAGCAAAUCAUCGAGGAGCAGUCGGGUCCUUACAUCUGGAUGACCACCAAGGAGCGACUCUGAACAAACACACACAUGCAAAAUGUCCAUGCACACACAUUACUGUCUCUACACUUCCCACUUGAUUUUAUUUUUUUCUACUAUCAGCCUGCUUCCUCUGUUUUGCAUUGCUGCACACACGUGUAUUCACACAAGCACACGAUGGCGGCGCGGCGAGGCCGGGACUAUCUGGGACGUUUCCUUCCUGCGGCGGGAGGACCUCGGGUCGGUCCGGCAGCCUCCGGGUGGAUCUUCCUUCAGCUUGGUUCCUUAAUGUUUAAGGAGUUGGUUCAAAUCAAGGCAACUUGUACGUGAUCUGAUUUAUUUCACUACUGUUCUUCUUAUUGCUGUUGUCGUUGUUGUUUUCAUAUUAACAAAGAGUAAUGCAUUCAUGAAUCGGUUUGUAAUGAUAAUAUUGUCACCAAGAGCCAGACUUUUGCACGCUGUAGCUUUAAGAGCAUGUUUUUGGGACAAAAAUCUUGAUCUAACUCCCUGUCUGUCUUUCUGUCUGUCACUCCACAUGGCAUCGGGUAUUUUUAGUUUCUUUCUGUCUUUUUUUUACAUUUCUCAUCCCUUCGUAUCCUCAUUUUCUCUUCCUACACUCUAAAAUCCUUAUAUAGGAGAUGAAAAUAUUUAUUGUAAUUCUACCUUUCCCUGCCACGCAUUUCAGCAUCACACUGCAAAAAAACCCCAUAAUUUUACCAGGUCAUUUUGGUCUAGUUUCCAGUGUAAAUAUCUUGGUUCACUUGAAAUAAGACAAAAUUAAUUUAUAAGUGACAUAGCAAGACAUAGCAGCUUGUUUAAGUAAAUAAUCCCUUAAUAUUGGUGAAAAAGUUCUAGUUCCACUGGCAGAUUAUUUCACUUGUAACAUA
Molecule: messenger RNA, 4959 nt
Organism: Xiphophorus maculatus (southern platyfish)
Lineage: Eukaryota; Metazoa; Chordata; Actinopteri; Cyprinodontiformes; Poeciliidae
Product: discs large homolog 1-like protein
Exons: 25
Coding region: 377-4111 (1244 amino acids)
Biological process (GO): chemical synaptic transmission; neurotransmitter receptor localization to postsynaptic specialization membrane
Cellular component (GO): neuromuscular junction; postsynaptic density membrane; neuron projection
Molecular function (GO): kinase binding
Source: RefSeq, a predicted model, not a curated record